AUGACAAAUAUACACGCCAGUUGGAUGCCCUUCUUGGAUGGUGAAUCACCCGUUGUAAAGUAUGAAGUUGCUGUUGGUAGCAUAUCUGGUGGUGCUCAAAUAAAACCUUUCUUUGAAGUUCCGUCAGACACCAAUGUCGUUAAAAUUGAUCACCUUGAUUUGGCCCGACAAGAACAGGUGUUUGUUACGGUACGAGGAACAAAUGCAGCAGGCCUUACAACCAUUUCAAUAUCGAAUGGUGUCUUCAUCAGCCGUAUUUCAGCAGGACUUUCACCACUAGGAUCAUUUACUGUAUAUGAUGGCCAUACACCUGGGAAAGAUAUG
Owenia fusiformis is the source of this 324-nucleotide messenger RNA. Lineage: Eukaryota; Metazoa; Annelida; Polychaeta; Sabellida; Oweniidae. The record is from the annotation of a GenBank genome assembly.